CCAUCGCGCGGCGGAAGGGGCGGUGCUGGGGGCAGCCGCGUGCGGGCGGGCGGGCGGAAGUGGCGGCCGGUGCGCGGAGGUGCUUCCGGUAGAGCGGGGGCUGCGUCGGGAGCUGGCGGCGGCGGUGACGGCGACGGGGACGAUCGCGGAGCGCCGCAGCCAUGACGGUGGGAAAGAGCAGCAAGAUGCUGCAGCACAUCGACUACCGCAUGCGGUGCAUCCUGCAGGACGGCCGCGUCUUCAUCGGCACCUUCAAGGCCUUCGACAAGCACAUGAACCUCAUUCUCUGCGACUGUGACGAGUUUCGCAAGAUCAAACCUAAGAAUUCAAAGCAGCCAGAGCGGGAAGAGAAACGAGUCCUUGGUCUCGUGUUGCUGCGAGGAGAAAACCUGGUGUCCAUGACAGUUGAAGGGCCACCUCCAAAAGAUACUGGAAUUGCCCGUGUGCCUCUUGCUGGAGCUGCUGGAGGACCUGGAGUUGGGAGAGCAGCAGGGAGGGGAGUACCAGCUGGUGCACCCAUGCCCCAGGCUCCAGCAGGGUUAGCUGGCCCUGUCAGAGGAGUGGGAGGACCGUCCCAACAGGUGAUGACACCUCAGGGCCGUGGAACAGUUGCAGCUGCUGCAGCAGCAGCCACUGCUAGCAUAGCAGGAGCCCCCACCCAGUACACACCAGGGCGUGGAGGUCCUCCUCCACCCAUGAGCAGAGGAGCACCUCCUCCAGGAAUGAUGGGACCUCCUCCAGGCAUGAGACCACCUAUGGGCCCACCCAUGGGAAUGCCACCUGGCCGAGGUGCUCCGAUGGGAAUGCCACCACCAGGCAUGAGACCACCACCCCCAGGAAUGAGAGGACCCCCUCCACCUGGCAUGCGUCCACCAAGGCCGUAAGAUACUCUCUAAUGUACCUUUAAACUGUGAGAAGACUGAUUAAGGGAAUAUACUGAGCAGUACCAUUUGUUUCAACUUUGCUAUGUAUUAUUUUCUAUUUACUGCUUGUGAAGGUUGCCCUUUUUAAUAAAGUUGGAAAACCCUA
Molecule: messenger RNA, 1029 nt
Organism: Cygnus atratus (black swan)
Lineage: Eukaryota; Metazoa; Chordata; Aves; Anseriformes; Anatidae
Gene: SNRPB
Product: small nuclear ribonucleoprotein polypeptides B and B1
Exons: 7
Coding region: 162-884 (240 amino acids)
Biological process (GO): mRNA splicing, via spliceosome
Cellular component (GO): U4 snRNP; catalytic step 2 spliceosome; U4/U6 x U5 tri-snRNP complex
Molecular function (GO): RNA binding
Source: RefSeq, a predicted model, not a curated record